Drosophila elegans is the source of this 1652-nucleotide messenger RNA. It is a transcript of the gene Cndp2, whose product is annotated as cytosolic non-specific dipeptidase. The record is from RefSeq and is a predicted model, not a curated record. Gene Ontology annotation, molecular function: metallodipeptidase activity. The transcript has 6 exons. Gene Ontology annotation, biological process: proteolysis. The coding region runs from base 116 to 1546 and encodes 476 amino acids. Lineage: Eukaryota; Metazoa; Arthropoda; Insecta; Diptera; Drosophilidae.
CUUUUUUGUUGUAUUUGCUAUAUAAACGCGCGCAGACUUCGUUUCAGAUUUAAAUUGGUAGCGCCCGCAGCCCGUUGCAGUUUGUUCAAUAGUCCGCGAGAUAAUCACAAGUACGAUGGCCGACCAUGAACUCCAGCAGUUCUUUGCUUUCGUUGAUGGCAAAAAAAAAGAUUACAUCGAUGCCCUGAAAACGGUUGUGGCUAUUCAGUCCGUUUCAGCUUGGCCCGAUAAGCGUGGCGAGAUCGAUCACAUGGUGGACUGGACCGCUGGUCGUCUAAGGAGCCUAGGUGCCGAGAUAGAGCUUACGGAUGUGGGAAAGCAAACAUUGCCAAGCGGCCAGAUAAUCCCUCUGCCGAAGGUCCUACUCGGAACUCUGGGCAAGGACGCCUCCAAGAAAACUGUGCUGGUCUAUGGACAUCUCGAUGUGCAGCCUGCCCUGAAGGAAGAUGGCUGGAACACCAAUCCCUUUGAACUUACCGAGGUAGAUGGCAAGUUGUUUGGACGCGGUGCGUCGGACGACAAAGGACCCGUACUGUGCUGGAUCCAUGCUAUCGAGGCUUACCAGAAGCUCAACAUUCCACUGCCAGUUAACGUGAAGUUCGUUUUUGAGGGGAUGGAGGAAAGCGGCAGCGAAGGCCUCGACGACCUAUUGAUGGAGCGCAAAAACGAUUUCCUAGUCGAUGUUGAUUAUGUUUGUAUUUCCGAUAAUUAUUGGCUGGGAAAAAAGCGUCCCUGCCUGACCUAUGGGCUUCGUGGACUAGCAUACUUCCAAGUUGAGGUGGAAUGCUCAAACAAAGACUUGCAUAGCGGAGUGUUCGGGGGAACCGUACACGAAGCAAUGCCGGAUCUUUGCCACCUCCUCAGCGUUCUUGUUGACAAGGACACGAAGAUUUUGGUUCCUGGAGUGGAUCGCGACGUUGCUCCCCAGCUAAAGAACGAGGAAUCAAUAUAUGAGAACAUUGACUUUGAAGUAUCUGAGUACAAGAAAGACAUUGGUGUUAACGAGCUACCGCACAAUGGCGACAAAAUCAGGCUGCUGCAAGCCAGGUGGCGUUAUCCAAGUCUUUCUAUCCAUGGAAUAGAAGGUGCCUUUUAUGAACCAGGCGCAAAGACCGUUAUUCCAAAGAAGGUCAUUGGCAAAUUCUCCAUUCGUCUUGUGCCCGACCAGGAUCCAAAGCAUAUUGAGGAGUGUGUUGUUAAAUAUCUUAAUGAUAAGUGGGUCGAACGUGGCUCGCCUAACAAAAUGAAGGUUGUUAUGCUCUCUGCGGGCAAGCCCUGGACUGAGGACCCAAACCAUGCGCACUAUGAAGCUGCGAAACGGGCCAUUAAGCAUGUGUUCAAUGUAGAGCCGGAUAUGACUCGCGAGGGGGGCUCUAUUCCUGUUACUUUGACAUUGCAAGAAGCCACUGGCAAAAACGUCAUCCUUGUGCCAGUGGGAGCAUGUGACGACGGAGCCCACUCUCAAAAUGAAAAGAUCGAUAUCUACAACUACAUCGAGGGCACUAAACUUCUUGGCGCCUAUCUCCACGAAGUGGGAAAAUUAUAAACAAGAAAAUUAACAUCCCAUCCUAAUACGAUGAAACAUCACAACCGUGCUCUAAUUGAAACAAAUAUUGUCCUUAACCUUACAAUUAAAAAACUCGCCAUAGAAA